Messenger RNA from Spea bombifrons (plains spadefoot toad), 4629 nucleotides. It is a transcript of the gene NEK1, whose product is annotated as NIMA related kinase 1. Gene Ontology annotation, molecular function: ATP binding; protein kinase activity. The transcript is spliced from 34 exons. The record is from RefSeq and is a predicted model, not a curated record. The coding region runs from base 159 to 4163 and encodes 1334 amino acids. Gene Ontology annotation, biological process: protein phosphorylation. NCBI's taxonomy places the organism in Eukaryota, Metazoa, Chordata, Amphibia, Anura, Pelobatidae.
GACGGACGCCGGCGGCCCGCUGCCCAGCAACCGCUAACAUCAGACAGCGGGCUGGCCGAGCGCUGCGAGAGAUAGAGACAGAGAGGGCCGUGUGUCGCCCACUGAGAGUUCCGCUCGCCGGCCCGUAGUGACAGUCAUGCCGUAGGGGAGGAACAGCCAUGAACAAGUACGAGAAAGUAAGCAAGAUCGGGGAGGGCUCCUUCGGAAAGGCCAUUCUGGUGAAAUCCAAGGAAGAUGGCAAGCAGUACGUUAUCAAGGAGAUCGGCAUCUCUAAGAUGUCCAACAAAGAAAGAGCGGAAUCAAGGAGAGAAGUUGCUGUUCUGGCAAACAUGAAGCACCCCAAUAUUGUCCAGUACAAGGAAUCGUUUGAAGAAAGUGGCUGUCUGUACAUUGUGAUGGAUUAUUGUGAAGGAGGGGAUCUCUUUAAAAGGAUAAAUGCCCAAAAAGGAGUUUUAUUUUCUGAAGAUCAGAUCCUGGACUGGUUUGUUCAGCUGUGUUUGGCCUUAAAACAUGUUCACGACAGAAAAAUUCUGCACAGGGAUAUAAAGUCGCAGAACAUCUUUUUGACAAAGAGUGGGACAAUCCAGCUGGGAGACUUUGGGAUAGCUCGGGUAUUAAACAGCACGGUCGAGCUGGCUCGUACUUGCAUAGGGACACCAUACUACCUGUCUCCUGAGAUCUGCGAGAACAGACCGUAUAACAACAAGAGUGACAUUUGGGCUCUGGGAUGUGUCCUGUAUGAAAUGUGCACCCUCAAACAUGCAUUUGAAGCUGGUAACAUGAAAAACCUAGUACUGAAGAUAAUCAGAGGGUCGUACCCACCCGUGUCUCUGCAUUACUCCUAUGACCUUCGCAAUCUACUCUCUAUGCUUUUUAAGAGGAAUCCCAAGGAUCGUCCGUCAGUCACCUCCAUAUUGGAGAAGCCUUUUGUAUAUAGACGUAUAGAGAAAAUUCUGCCGCCACAGCUUAUAGCUGAAGAAUUUGGUUUGGGAGGUGUUCUCAAUCAACCAAAGCCAUCUGUCCCUGCUGUAGCUGGUAAAAGAGCAGCUCCAGCUCCAGCCGUUCCCUCUGCCUCGCCUCCUGCUCAGAAGAUAACCAAACCAGCUGCUAAGUAUGGAGUGCCUUUAACCAUCAAAAAGUCUGCAGACACGAUUAAAAAGCACCAUGACAGGAAGCCACAGAUCCGACACAGACAGGCUCCACAUAUACCAAUGAAGAAAGUCAACCCGGUAGAAGAAAGGAGGAAAAUGUUUGAGGAUGCAGCUAAGAAAAAAAGACCUGACGCGAGACAGCUUGAGAAGGAGAAAAGACAAAGGGAGCAGCUAAACUUGCUGAAGGCGGAGCAGAUGCGGAGACUGGAAAAGGAACGGAUUGAACGAAUAAACCGAGCUAGAGAGCAGGGCUGGAGAAAUGUAAUCGGGUCUGGAGGAAGUGGAGACAUGAAGGCUCCUUGUUUUGGAGGUGGAGGAGGCGGUGGUGGUGGUGGCGGCGUGGUACUCUCACAGCAAGCGGUGGCCCGGGUAUCUUAUGAACAUUACCAUUCCAUAUUAGACCAAAUGCAGAAGCAGAAAGAACACAUGAAAGCAGCAGAGGAAAGAGAUGCCAAGCUAAAAGGCGGCAAGGAACCCGCUGACCUCGUGAACAGGGCUCCCAAUGGCCCCGCUGCUCACUUACCCUUCCCCGAUGGUGAUGCUGUGAAGAAAGAACUGAAGAGACUGGAGGACGUUUCCAAACAGGCAGUUGCAAACAGACAUAGAGGUCAUGCCGCUGCAGAAAGGGCCAGACAGGUUGAAGAGUUUUGGCAGAGGAAGCGGGAGGCAAUGCAAAAUAAAGCGCGUGCCGAGGGACAUAUGGAUGCCCUGUACAGCCUGGCAGCUGUCUAUGGAGGCAGGUCAAUCUCUUCAGGAGGAGGCAAGACCCGAAACAAAGAAGAACAGGAAUAUUUGGCAAGACUGCGCCAGAUCAGGCUUCAGAAUUUUAACGAACGACAACAAAUCAAAGCCAAGCUGCGUGGAGAGAAGGCGAGUGGCGCGUCUGGCUAUAGCGGGGAUGAAGGUGACACCGGUAGCAACAGCAGCAACGAAGAUGCUGAACUAAGAAGAAAGAAAAUUGAAGCCUUGAAGGCCCAAGCAAAUGCCAGAGCAGCUGUGUUAAAGGAGGAACUCGAGCGAAAAAGGAGAGAAGCCGAUGAAAGAGAAAAGAGAGCCUGGGAAGAGCAUUUGGCAGCACGAGGAAUCAAGAACCACAAUGUGCCUUUUAGUGCAGUAGGAGCAGCACCUGGUUCUCCCAGCCAUGCAAAUGUUUCAGCCCAGGGUUCCCCGGUCAGAGGCGCAGCUCCAGUGAAACUCUCUGCACCAGUAAUUUCCAUGACCUCAGCGCUGAAGAAUGUGGGGGCUGAAGAAGCUGCGCUAGCAGAAGUAAGGAGUGCUGCAGAGUCCAAAAAACCAGAAACCUCAAUCCAAAAUGAAAAACGUGAAAUACUUCGUAGAUUAAAUCAGAACCUCAAAGCUCAGGAAGAAAUUGAAGACGGCAAUCGGAACCCAGAAGUGAAGAGUGAACGAGACGCCACCAAGGAAUCUCAGCAGGAGAGUGGAGAUCAAGAAGCGGGUGAUCGGAAGAAAUGGCAGGCAGAACCUCCCCCGGUGAUCCCCCUCGCCCAGCUCACGCUGAUAGAGGACACGGUGGUGGCUGAUGAGAGUCUUACAAGCGAGGAGGUCAUCAAGCUAGAUGUAGGUGAACCACAAAGACGCCUGUGGGGGAAAAGUCCGGCUGACUCCGUGCUGCGAAUCCUCGGCGAAGCUGAACUUCAGCUCCAGACUGAAUAUCUCAAAGUGACGGCAGUUGAACCGUGCACCGAGACCGAUGAAGCUGAUGCUCAGCAAGAUCAGCAUCUCGUUCAGGAAAUACUAGAAGAUUCUUGUGGGGUCAGUGAUGAUCUGGUUGGAUCUGAAGCUCAAAAGGUUCCAGAGCCUGAGGACCCACCAAAACCAGAUGUCGAGCUCGUUGCUGAGAAGUCACUGGACCAGUCAUGUGAAGAGGCAGACGACUUGGAAGCUGAAAUACUUUUGGAUGUUGAAGGCAGUGGGGGAGAUGCUGGUGAAGAAUGUCCUGUUCAGGUCAAAAACGUUUGGAUGGAGCACGACAAGGAGCAAAGUGAGGAUCAGGAGGAAGCUGCAUGUGAACACACGUCUCUGGAGCAAGACGUUAAAUUAGAUUCAGAGCCAGAUUCAGUGCAAGGAGACGAUGACACAGAAAAUGCUGUUGGAGACGCCAAAGCACCCAAACCUUUAUUUGAAAAAGUCCCUCUUCCACGUUACCCCAUUACCCCAAAUGUCUCUUCUCAGUCGUCAUUUGAUGAUUCCUUGCCACCCCGAUCUCGAUCUGCAUCUCCUACCAAAGCCAGAGGCAAAACCGCGCUGCUGAUCGGGCUCUCCACUGGUCUCUUCGAUGCUAAUAAUCCAAAGAUGUUGAGGACCUGCUCGCUACCAGACCUUUCAAAGCUUUUCAAGACCUUUGUUGAUGUUCCCGCCGUGGCUGACGUGCAGAAUGAGGAGCAGCUGGAAAUCGAGGACAUCGAGGAUGAGCCCGCUCAGGAUGCUGAUCACUCAGACUCCGAGGAUACCAUGUUUGGCGAGACAGACCGGGAUCUGCAGGAAUUGCAGGCAUCGAUGGAGCAGUUGCUAAGAGAAGAAGCUGCGGAAGAAUAUGGCGCUGAUGAGGAGACCGUCCUGAAUGCAGAGCCGAUGGAAGAAAAUAAACUAGAGGCCACAGAGUCCACGUUAAGUAACGGUGAAGAACAGAAAGAGGAUGACGACGACGAGGAGGAAGAAGAUGAGAAUCAGCCAAGCAGUGAAAGCGUCAUCAAUGAAGAAUGGCACUCUGAUGACAGCGGAGAGGAGUUUGCCAGCGAAUGUGAUGAUGGGGACAGUGUCUUCGGUCAUCUGGAGGAGCUGAGACUCAAACUGGAGCACGAGAUUGGUUUUGAUACAUUCAUAGAAGUUUACAACAAAAUUAAGGCAAUACAUGAAGAUGAGGAUGAGAAUAUUGACACGUGUUCUACAGUUUUAGAAAACAUUCUAGGCCCUGAACACCAGCACCUGUAUCCCAGAAUCCUCCGCUUGGUCAUGGCAGAUGGAGCUUAUCAAGAAGACAAUGAUGAAUAAAUAUCUCAGGACUUUCAUAUUCUCUACGUGCUGCUUGGACCAAGAUGGGAUUUGGUUCUUUUUGCCCAUCUCCAGCCUUCAUCGCCCGCUUCUUAUUUGCGUUUGCCGUUUUCCUGUUGCAUGAAUGGAGCGUCUCUUAUUAAUGCUGUGUAUGUUCCACACGUGUUUCGUCUGAAGGACCCGUUACCUUCAUCAGUCUUCAGUCUCGUACUAUGGAAAGAAAGCCAUAAAUUGUCCCAUGGAGGCAGAGCAGAUCUUCCGAGCCGAUAAUCUGUAUUUCCUAUAGCUUUUCUUCAUAGACACGUCAUAUACAUGUUUGUACAUUGAAGACUGGCAGUUGGUCCAUGUCACAAAUUUUCAAAUGCAUUCAUGUUUAUUUACAGAUUUCACAUUUUCUAUAUUUGUAAUAUCAGACAAAUAUAUGUAUUGGUAUUUUUCUCAUGAUAUAAACACUGAUUUAUUGGCA